Messenger RNA from Nelumbo nucifera (sacred lotus), 1007 nucleotides. It is a transcript of the gene ATE1, whose product is annotated as ATPase E1. Lineage: Eukaryota; Viridiplantae; Streptophyta; Magnoliopsida; Proteales; Nelumbonaceae. The record is from RefSeq and is a predicted model, not a curated record. Gene Ontology annotation, molecular function: RNA binding.
GUACCCAAGUCUCAAAAAUCAAAAUUGCAGGCAUCAACGAGAGAAGUGGAGUCGAGAGCAGCGAAGGAGAGGGAAGUGGAAGUUUGCCUGAAUGAAUUAUCCGGUCCAGAAGAACACUCUCUACGUAGGGGGUCUGGCGGAGGAGGUGAACGAGGCGAUUCUUCAUGCGGCGUUCAUUCCCUUUGGGGAAAUAAAAGAUGUGAAGACGCCCCUCGAUCAGGCGACGCAGAAGCAUCGCUCGUUCGGGUUCGUUACCUUCCUCGAAAAGGAGGAUGCCGCGGCAGCCAUGGACAACAUGGACAACGCAGAGCUCUAUGGAAGAGUCCUCACCGUCAAUUAUGCCUUGCCCGAGAGAAUCAAGGGUGGGGAACAGGGUUGGGCUGCUCAGCCCAUUUGGGCGGAUGCUGAUACAUGGUUUGAACGUCAACAACAAGAGGAAGAAAUGCAGCGCUUACAGGCAGAAAACCGGGCUGCAAUGCAAGCCGCAGAGGAGAUGCAUAGGAAGAAUUUAGCUCAGGAGCGAGAGGGUGAAAAGGAAGAAGAAACCGAGGCCAAGGACGAUCCCAUGGCGAUGGCAGAAGCAGAAGUUUUGAAACAGAAUACCAGUGCUUAGAAGCUGAACAGAUCAGUUAUAGGGGUAUGGGCUACUACCGGAGUUGGGAUUUUCUUUUCUAUCUGCUUCCUCUACAAUUCAAACUAGCUUCAUGUUGAAAUUGUACACUAUCAUGAAUUCAUGAUCAAUCAAUAGUUUGGUUUGCUUCUGGAGAACAUCCACUCAAGCAAGGGAAACAUAAGAAGAUAAUGAAAUGUGUUUUAAACUUUUUGCAAAAUUGAAUAGGUUAUUUCAGCAUGGUGGUUCUGUUGUUUGUCUAAGGCCAUGUACUGGGAUUAGCUAACCCUUAUAAUCCAAUUUCUAAGUUUAAAAUGUAAUAGAUUGAAAGUUAAUUGGAAAUCAAGAACAUAUGUGUGAUACCAUUCACACAUCAAGAGCUUCAGCAUUUUUCUCU